GGAAAUAUCAAGCUUAGGCAUUUAAAGACAAAACUGAAAAAACAAAAAUGUUUUUCAUUGCGUUACUUCUUGCUGUCGUUGUGUCUGGUUAUUUGUUCCUAAAGUGGCAUUUCUCGGUGUUCAAACGUCUGGCUAUCCCCGGGCCAGACCCAUGCCUGGUGACCGGGAACCUCCUACCCAUUCUGAAACGGGGUCAGCUGGAGGCGAUGUGCAGCUGGGAGCGUCAGUACGGGCGCGUGUUCGGCUACUAUGAAGGCUGGACGCCCGUCAUCUCCGUGGCCGACCCGGACAUUCUUCGGGAAAUUCUCGUCAAAGACUUCAACAACUACCGCUCUAGAAAGCCAUUUCCACUGGCGCCGCGGAAAUCCCUUGGUCUAUUUUUGGAGAACGGUGACCAAUGGAAGCGCAGUAGGGCAUCCUUGACCCCGGCGUUCAGUACUGGGAAACUCCGGCAGAUGUUCUCACAGAUUAAUGACAGUGUGGACCAUCUCGUUUGUAACACUGAGGGAAAAUGUGGAGAGUCAUUUGAUAUUUACAAUCUGUACCAGCGACUGACCCUUGACGUCAUCGGCAGGUGCGCGUUCGGUCUGCAGACGAACGUUCAGACGGACGAAAAUGACGACUUCCUACUGAACAUCCGGGUACUGUUUGACGGGCUCUCCAAAACCAUCAUACAACCGCUUGUCAUGUUGGUGCCGUUUUUCUCCCACUUCCUGUUCGCGCUGAAGAACCUGGUGUUUCUGUUCGGAAUGAACCCAGUCAUGCGCCUCCGGAAUCAGAUGCGGGAAGUGGUCAGGGUCAGGAAACAGAUGGGGCACGAGAACAUUAUGCCAGACCUAGUUCAAUUGAUGGUGUUUCCAAACUGCGAGGGUUCCAAAAGCACGAGGAAAAACAUCGAGCCAAUGAGCGACCGAGAAAUCGUCGCACAGAGUAUGACUUUCCUAUUGGCUGGUUACGAAACUACGUCAGCAGUUCUUGCGUUCUUGACGCACGCGCUCGCAACAAAUGACGACGUACAGAACAAAUUAUGCGAAGAAGUGGAUGAGGUUUUAAAAAGCAAAGAAGUAACAUACGAAAUGGUGAACAAAAUGCCCUUCUUUGAUACAGUCAUUGAUGAAGUCUGCAGGCUCUACCCAACCGCCUCAAUGAUAGUAACGCGUGUCGGCGCCAAGGAGCGGGUGUACAAUGGCGUACGGCUCCCGGCGGGCAUGGCCAUCCAGGGGAACGUGUGGGCCCUCCACAGGGACCCGGAAUUAUGGGAGGAACCUGAGGAAUUCCGACCGGAAAGAUUCAGUGCUGAAAACAAGCCGAACAUUAAGCCCUACAGUUACCUCCCGUUCGGGGCGGGGCCGCGCAUGUGUAUUGGGAUGAGGUUCGCUCUCCUUGAGAUCAAGGUCGCGGUUGGAAGGAUUCUUCAGAACUUUACGUUCGCCAAGUCCUGUGAAACUACGGACAAACUGACCUUGAUCACACGUGGCGCGAUCGUUCCCAGAAAUGGUGUGAAUCUAAAAGUCAUGAGACGUCACUCCAUUUAGACGUCGCACUUUCUACUGUGUAGUGAUGACGUCAUAUCUAUAACAUACAUGUCGGGCGGAGGUGUCGACAUCUUCCAAAACGUUUCUUGAUAAUAUGAUAUCAUAUUCAUUUUUGUGUCAGAUAUGUAUUUUCAAUACGGGUAAAUAAAGUAUAUACACCGACAAUUUGUAAAUUUACAAUUGCAAAACUUACGGCGCACCAAUUAAUGUACCGUAUCUGUGUAUUUAGCAUUUAUUAACCCUCUAUUGAUAAAAUAUAUGUACAGCGAGCUUUAUUAAACUAAAUGAACUUUUAA
Molecule: messenger RNA, 1831 nt
Organism: Mya arenaria
Lineage: Eukaryota; Metazoa; Mollusca; Bivalvia; Myida; Myidae
Product: cytochrome P450 3A4-like
Exons: 10
Coding region: 48-1535 (495 amino acids)
Molecular function (GO): iron ion binding; steroid hydroxylase activity; heme binding
Source: RefSeq, a predicted model, not a curated record